GCUGACUUCUUGAUCGAGCGCCCCGGCAAGCAGCACCUACUGGCGACGUACAUCGGCAGCGACACGACGACGACGCUCUUCGGCAGCGUCUAUGACUAUUCGGACGGCGCGCACAACGUGAGCGCAGCUCCCGUCCGUCUCACGUUUGAUUUUUCUGACGUCGUACGCGUAGCUGUCGUUGAUGGAGCACGUCUGGACACGGCACGGAGCACGGCCUGCAGGACAAGGCGGUCCCGCCCACGCAGCGUUGCGUAA
Molecule: messenger RNA, 255 nt
Organism: Phanerochaete carnosa HHB-10118-sp
Lineage: Eukaryota; Fungi; Basidiomycota; Agaricomycetes; Polyporales; Phanerochaetaceae
Exons: 1
Source: RefSeq, a predicted model, not a curated record